AUGUAUCGGAAGUUGUCUAAGUUAGAACACUCGGAAAUAAAACAACUUCUUACAGAAGCUAAUAUAGAUGUUGCAAAGCAUUACGCAACAAACAAAAAAGCACUCGCUGACAUCCUCAAUGACUAUAAUGGUGCAAUAAGUUAUGAUAGAAUUCAUGAGUUCAUAAAGCCGCAACGCGGCGAGGACGAAGUCCAUGCAAGAGCAUUUCCUUUAAAUGACGUUGCUAUUGACUUAUAUCAUAGACGUUCAGUACCUCAUGAAGUAAGAAGAGAAAUGUUUGACAUAACAAAUGCAAACGUUGGUGAAACAAGAAGAAGAGACGACACACUGAAACAACAGAGAAAAGAGAUGUUUAAGAGCGCUAUAGAACAAGUUCGCAAAGCUAACGAUGUCCUUCGUUCCAUUGACGACAAACCAAAAGAAGGUGAGAGAUGGUUAAAGAAAGAUGAAGAGAAUAGGAAGAGGAAUGUUAAGACAGGCAAUAGACUCAUUGACUUUAACAUCGAAGCUUUAGAUGAACCAAACAGAGACUACUUACACAAACAUUUCGGUAAGGUUUUCAUGAGACUCUUAGAGAAGAUUAAAAUAAACUCCCAACAAAGAUGGAUGGUAUGUUAUAAACUUGGUGGAAAGUAUGAAUGUUCUACGUUAAACCUCAAUAAUAUUGGAACAUUACUACAUCAGCUCUUGAAGGAGAACUUUAUAUCAGAGAUAGAAGCAAAUGCUGCAGGUAUUGUUGAAAUGCACUAUGACUUCUUCUUGACAAACAUAAAGAAUCUUACUGAAAUAAAGAUGUAUGAUUUAACAGAAUAUGAAGGCUUAACGAUGUCAGAUGUAAAGAAAGGCAAACCAAAAAAGAGACCAUAUAGAGAUGAA
Messenger RNA from Trichomonas vaginalis G3, 876 nucleotides. Its product is annotated as organellar and viral DNA polymerase type B. The transcript has a single exon. The record is from RefSeq and is a predicted model, not a curated record. The annotation marks the transcript as partial. Lineage: Eukaryota; Parabasalia; Trichomonadida; Trichomonadidae.